GUGGAGGGGACCUUUAGGGUGAGGGAGUGCAGGGGUCGAAAAAGGCUUAGCUUAAUGACGAGCUAACUGCUCAGAAGGACAUUGCAUGAUUGUGGGCUGUCCAGCAUGGCCUCUGCAAGGUCCGAGGAAGUCCCGGGGACGGCAGGGAAAGGUCCGAAGUGAGAGCUGCUUUGAGUUUUGUCAUAGGGGAAUUUUGGACUCCUCUAUGUGCCUCUUCUGGGGCUAGCUAAAGGGGCCAGGACCUGUCAAAUAUGCCCCCUCCCCUUCCGACUUGGCCGAGAGUGCUGAGCUUUCUUCCUGCCUCUGCGCCCAAAAGCAUCCCUGUCUUUAAUUUGUGGGAACUCAGAAAGGGUGAGACUGAUAAGUUGUAACCAGAUCUCCUUCCAUCCUCCCAUUCCUCUGAUCCAGGACAUCUACUGAAAGUGGAACUAAAUGUGGAGGGGUGUGCGUGUGUGUAGGUAUGUGUGUGUCGGGGUGACGGAGUGAUAGCUAUAUCCUAUUUUGCCCCUACCUCUUGCAGUGUGUCUGCCCCGCCCUCAAUCCAAGUCCUAGAGGCUGAGUGGGGGAGACUCGACACUUAGUUUUUGCAUCCCCGACACAAUCUGAAAACUUAAGCUUCAGUCUUCUGCCAUGUCCACACCCCAGCUCCACUCCCCUCUCUUCCUGGCUUGGCUCAUCUCACCCCACCUUGGCAGCUCAACACCCUGGCACCUUGUGCCCGCCUUCCCCUGGGGGAGGUGGCAGGAGCCCAGCAGUGCAGUUCGUGUUGUAAUGGCCGCAGCAUUAGGCUGAGAAAGUCAGGGCUAAAUCUGUUCCCACCCAAUUGGUUCCACCCUUCAGAGGAAAUUUGACUCAGUAGGAACUGAAGAAGUGGAGGGCUGCUUCUGAGACUGGGGGAAUACUGAGAUGUGGGAGGACAGAUUGAGAUGGGGGAGUGAUUUUGGAUAAGAGACCAUCCAACUCUGAGGGUACAACAGAACCAGCCGGAAGCCGAGAUGUUGGCUAGGACAAUGGUGAAAACACUGAAGAUACCCCAUGUCAAUUAAAGGGGCCACUCAGCCUGGGGACAAAGUGGGGGAUAUGGUGUGGAUCUGGAUUCUCUUCUUUAUACCUCCAACUGUAGCCCUUGAAGAAGUGCUACUGGAUACUACUGGAGAGACAUCCGAGAUUGGUUGGCUCACCUACCCACCAGGAGGGUGGGAUGAGGUCAGUGUCCUGGAUAAUCAGCAGCGCCUGACCCGGACAUUUGAGGCAUGUCAUGUAGCAGAGGGCCUAGGCCUUGGACAGGACAACUGGCUACAAACCCAUUUUGUGGAUCGUCAAGGGGCCCAUCGGGCACAUAUCCGGCUCCACUUCUCUGUGAGGGCAUGUACCAGCCUGGGAGUGGGUGGAGGCACCUGCCGUGAGACCUUUACCCUCUACUACCGCCAGGCUGAAGAACCUGAUGACCCCAGCCAUGCAUCAGCCUGGCAUCUGGGGCCCUGGAUCAAGGUGGACACAAUUGCUGCAGAUGAGAGCUUUCCUGCUUCCGCUUCUUCCUCCUCUUGGGCCGGGGGGACGGGGCUUCAGCUCAAUGUCAAGGAGAGGAGCUUUGGGCCACUGACUCAGCGCGGCUUCUAUGUGGCCUUCCAGGACACAGGGGCCUGCCUUGCCCUCGUGGUGGUAAAGAUAUUUUCCUAUUCCUGCCCUGCUGUGCUUCAGGCCUUUGCUUCCUUUCCUGAGACACAAGCCAGUGGGGCAGGAGGGGCUUCCCUGGUGGAGGCAGUGGGCACCUGUGUGGCCCAGGCCGAGCCUGAGGAUGAUGGAGUAGGCAGCAACCCUCCUAGGCUUCACUGUAAUGGUGAAGGCGAGUGGAUGGUGGCUGUAGGAAGCUGCCACUGUCGCCCUGGGUAUCAGCCUGCAAAUGAUGACAGAGCCUGCCAAGCCUGCCCCAUAGGUUCCUUUAAGGCUGUGGCUGGAGGAGCCUCCUGUACAUCCUGCCCCUCCCGAAGCCACAGUGACAUUCCUGGUGCACCGACAUGUCCCUGCCUCAGUGGCUUCUAUCGGUCUAGCACUGACCCUCCUGAAGCUCCCUGCACUGGGCCUCCAUCAGCUCCCCGAGACCUUUGGUUUGAAGUACAAGGCUCAUCUCUGAUGCUUUACUGGCGACUGCCCCAAGACCUGGGUGGUCGAGGGGAUGUGGGUUUCAACAUCCUGUGCAGACAGUGUGGGGGCCAACAGGGUCCUGAGAGUGGGGCUUGUCACCACUGUGGAGAUGAGGUCUACUUUGACCCUCGCCAGCAGGGCCUAACAGAAAGCCGAGUGCUGGUAGGAGGGCUACAGGCCCAUGUGCCCUACAUCCUGGAGGUGCAGUCUUUCAAUGGAGUAUCCAAGCUCAGCUUUGACCCUCCAAAGACCACAUCCAUCAAUGUCAGCAUCAUCCAUGAAGUCCCCCCGGCAGUUCCUCUGCUGCACCAGGUGAGCCGGGCAUCUGACAGCAUCACUGUGUCCUGGCCACAGCCUGACCAACGGCAUGGGCGUAUCCUGGACUAUCAGCUCCGGUACUAUGACCAGGCAGAAGAUGAGGCCCAUUUCUCCACACUGACCAGUGAGACCAACACAGCCACCGUAUCACAGUUGAGCCCUGGUCAUGUCUACGGUUUCCAGGUUCGGGCACGAAGUGCAGCAGGUCAUGGCCCCUAUGGGGGCAAAGUCUAUUUCCAGACUCUCCGCCAAGGUGAGUUGUCCCAUCUGAUCCCGGAGAGGCUCCCAUUGGUGGUUGGUUCUGCCCUGGGUGCUUUGGCCUUCCUCGUGCUGGCAGCCAUCACCAUCUUUGCCUUCAUCUUCCAGAGGAAGCGUCAACGGACAGGAUACACGGAACCUCUACAGCAAUACACCAGCCCCAGUGGACUUGGAGUGAGGUACUACAUUGAUCCAUCAACAUAUGAAGACCCUAGCCAGGCCAUCAGAGAAUUCACCAGGGAGGUAGAUCCAGCAUAUGUCAAGAUUGAGGAAGUCAUUGGACCAGGCUCCUUUGGUGAAGUAUGCAGAGGCUGGUUGCACCCCCGAGGACGGCGGGAGCAAGCCGUAGCCAUUCACACUUUAUGGGCCAGUGGAGUAGAACGCCAGCGAGGUGCCUUCCUGGUCCGGGCUGCAGUGCUGGGCCAGUUCCAUCAUCCUAAUGUCCUUCGACUUGAGGGUGUAGUUACCAAGAGUCAACCCCUCAUGGUGCUGACCGAACUUAUGGAGAAUGGCCCAUUGGACAGCUUCCUCAGGCAACAAGAGGGCCAAUUCAGUAACCUGCAGCUCGUGGCUAUGCAGCGGGGUGUGGCGGCGGCCAUGCAGUACCUGUCCAGUUGUGGCUUUGUACACAGGGUUUUAACUGCCCACAGUGUACUGGUCAAUGGCCACCUGGUGUGCAAAGUGGCCCACCUUAGGCAUGGCCACAGCUAUCUGAGUCACAGCAGCCAGGGUUUACAACCUCCACUUCGCUGGGCAGCUCCUGAGGUCCUAGCUCACGGAAAAUUCACAGCAGCCAGUGAUGUCUGGAGUUUUGGGAUCCUAAUGUGGGAAGUGAUGAGUUAUGGGGAACGCCCAUACUGGGACAUGACUGACCAAGAGGUGCUGAAUGCUAUAGAGCAGGAAUUCCGGCUUCCUCCACCCCCAGGCUGCCCCAGUGGACUGCACCUGCUGAUGCUGGAUACCUGGCAACAGGAUUCUGCCCAGCGACCUCACUUUGACCAGCUGGUGGCCGCCUUGGACAAGAUGAUCCGCAAGCCCGAGAUGCUACAGGCUGGCGGAGUCCAUAGGGGAAGACCAUCACAGAUCCUAUUGAGUCCUGUGACCUUGGACUUCUCCUCACUGGAAACCCCCCAGGCCUGGUUGGCCGCCAUCGGCAUGGAGUGCUAUCAGGACAGCUUCUCCAAAGUUGGGAUCUGUAGCUUCAAUGAGGUGGCUCAGCUUGGUCUUGAGGAUAUGCCUGCUUUGGGCAUCACUCUGGCUGGACACCAGAAGAAACUCCUUCAUAACAUCCAUCUACUCCAGCAGCAUCUGAGCCAGCCAGGCGCAGUGGAAGUAUGA
Molecule: messenger RNA, 4059 nt
Organism: Sarcophilus harrisii (Tasmanian devil)
Lineage: Eukaryota; Metazoa; Chordata; Mammalia; Dasyuromorphia; Dasyuridae
Gene: EPHB6
Product: EPH receptor B6
Exons: 17
Coding region: 1036-4059 (1007 amino acids)
Biological process (GO): cell surface receptor protein tyrosine kinase signaling pathway; protein phosphorylation; central nervous system projection neuron axonogenesis
Cellular component (GO): plasma membrane; neuron projection
Molecular function (GO): transmembrane-ephrin receptor activity; protein binding; ATP binding
Source: RefSeq, a predicted model, not a curated record